AUGCACGGUGCCAACGGCCUGUUUCUGCGGCCGCUCGUCGUGCGGUUCACGGACUCACACGUGGAAGAUGCACAUGUAGAUCUGAUAUACGAGCGCGUCUCCCAAGAUGGCGUACGGCGCUGGCCGAAACUGGCUGAGGAAACGGUCGGCGAGCUCAAGGCGCGGCUCGGCACGGAGAACCCCUGCAUGCACGACAAGCGCUUGCGCCUCAUUUAUUUUGGCAGGGUGCUCCCGAAUGGCGUGAGAUUUGCGGCAUGGCUCGAUGCACUGCCACAGACCCGCGCAAUGGACCAGGGACAGACUGCACUGGAGCAUGUGUGCGUGCAAAAGGAGCUGCAGGCAGAGAGCAUGUAUGUGCUGCAUUGUGUGCUCAACAGGGCUCAGCCACUCAGCGAGGGCGCGCGCGGAAAGCAGCGCGAGACAUCCAAUACGCCUGAUGCACUCAAUGCCAUGGGCGAGGGCACAUUGAUGCUUGCUGUGGAACGGCUUCCGCCAGCGUACCUCCAAUGCUCCAUCAGCACGCUGCGCCCGGGCGAUACAGAGCGCGACCAUGCUCAAGUUCCGCACACGUCUGAGGAGCCGCGUGGAUUUGACCGAUUACAGUAUACUGCAGGGAUCUCGCCUCUGGAUGUGCAGAUGAUGCGUGAGCAUUUCCACCGCCAGUCGGGGAUCCAAAUGGCGCGGAGCGGCGAUGUUCUGCGUCGCGACGAAGAGGACGAUCUCGCGUACAGACUUGAGGAGCAAUGGAUAGAUAGCAUGGGCAAUGCGCCAGAGACGAUCUUACCGGCGCACACACCGACCAUAUCCACCUCCAUUCUCCGUGGGCUGCUCACUGGCUUUUUUUUCCCUUUCCUCCCAUUUUUCGUACGCGAUCCAAACCCAGUCGUCUGGCCACGCAUAACACCCCUGCAACAGCAGCGCGAGCAGCUACAGGAGCUUGAGACAGGCGUACAGCUCGUUGCGCAGCGGCUCGGCGCCGAGCCCGAGCAGGAAGAUGGGUCCGAGGAGCAGAAUGCCGGACGCGCCGCUCGCCAGGAAAUGCUCCAAUCGUUCCAGUCGCUCCUGGGCGUUUUAUCGGAGCGCAGCUCGCAGCUCGCAGCUUCAGAGCAGGGCGCAGAGAUUGAAGAGGAUGAGUUCGACGAGCCAAUGCCGUCUGCGACGCGCAUGCCGCAUUGGGCGCCGCAGGAAGAUUAUGCACGCUAUAUCCUUUUUUCGCCGACUACACACUUUGCCAUCAUGGGUGGCUUGCUCCUCAACCUAUUGCUAGGCGCCGUGCAGGUCAUAUGGUAA
Malassezia vespertilionis is the source of this 1290-nucleotide messenger RNA. RefSeq lists its product as uncharacterized. Gene Ontology annotation, cellular component: endoplasmic reticulum; Dsc E3 ubiquitin ligase complex. The record is from RefSeq and is a predicted model, not a curated record. The transcript has a single exon. Lineage: Eukaryota; Fungi; Basidiomycota; Malasseziomycetes; Malasseziales; Malasseziaceae. Gene Ontology annotation, biological process: protein processing. Bases 1 to 1290 code for a protein of 429 amino acids.